Paecilomyces variotii is the source of this 2842-nucleotide messenger RNA. Its product is annotated as lanosterol synthase. Gene Ontology annotation, molecular function: lanosterol synthase activity. NCBI's taxonomy places the organism in Eukaryota, Fungi, Ascomycota, Eurotiomycetes, Eurotiales, Thermoascaceae. The record is from RefSeq and is a predicted model, not a curated record. The transcript is spliced from 4 exons. Bases 302 to 2527 code for a protein of 741 amino acids. Gene Ontology annotation, cellular component: lipid droplet. Gene Ontology annotation, biological process: triterpenoid biosynthetic process; ergosterol biosynthetic process.
GUACGGUUGUUGAUGGUGAAUUAGCGCCAUCUGCUAUCUAAGCGCGGGCGUGGGAGGAUUUAGACCAAUCACAAGCCACAACCCCUGAUGACUCAGCUGAAGAAGGACAAUUGUGGAUCUGAAGCUUCAUCUUCCCCCCGGAAACCAGGCAGUUGUAUUAAUUCCAGGGACCUCCCAGAGCCGACUCAAUUGCUUUGCUUCCGUCGAGAUACUUGGAAACGAGCAUCCUUGGAGAGUAGGUCGCCGCGGAAUGAGUCUUGCUGUCCAUUUCUGAGUACAACAAGGGGCUUCAUAUUCCAAAAUGUCUCAAGAAACCCAACAGAUUGCCAACAGCCAUAUCGGUCCUUGGAGGACCGAGGCCCAGGGCCAUCUGACCACCGAUGAGAACGGCGAUCCCAAAACAGACUAUUCGCGUUGGAGACUUCGUGAUGACAGUGGCCGUCAGACAUGGCAUUAUCUCGAGUCUGACGAUGAGAACAAUGCAUGGCCUCAAACAGUGGCCGACAAGUAUCAUCUUGGGCUUCCUACGGGAUUGCCCGAGCUACCCCGGGCGACUACUCCGCUGCAGGCAGCCGAGAAUGGCUUGUCUUUCUUCUCUCAGUUGCAGCUAGAGCCGGGAAACUGGGCGUGUGAGUAUGGUGGUCCAAUGUUCCUGCUGCCAGGUAUCAUCAUCACUUACUAUGUCACAAACACCCCAAUCCCGCCGGAGUAUGCAAUUGAGAUCAGACGAUAUCUGUUCCAUCGGCAGCAUCCCGUGGAUGGUGGCUGGGGUCUGCAUAUUGAGGCUCACAGUUCGGUCUUCGGCACGGCAAUGAACUACGUCACCUUGCGUCUCCUUGGCGUGAGUGAGGAAGACCCCCGUAUGGUGAAGGCGCGUGGUCUGCUGCACAGCUUUGGAGGUGCCAUCUAUGGACCUCACUGGGCCAAAUUCUGGCUCAGCGUGCUUGGUGUCAUGGACUGGGAGUGUGUGAACCCUGUUCCUCCUGAGCUCUGGCUCCUUCCAGACUGGGUUCCUUUUGCUCCUUGGAGAUGGUGGAUUCAUAUGCGCCAGGUUUUCCUCCCUAUGGGUUACCUGUGGUCGAAGAGAUUCACCCAUCCUCUGGACCCGCUCACCAAGCAGCUUCGGGAAGAGCUCUAUACGCAGCCCUAUGAUAGCAUCGAUUUUGCUGCCCAUCGUUGCUCCAUCGCUGAAGCCGACAAUUAUUACCCAAAGACUUGGAUCCUCAACGCGGCUAACUGGUUCCUCGUGAAGCUCUGGAACCCUUAUCUUCGACCAUCCUUCGUGAAAAAGCGUGCAGAGGACUGGACUUGGGAGCUCAUCCGGAUGGAGGAUGAGAAUACUGAUUAUGCGGGACUCGGGCCAGUCAACAACCCGAUGAACAUGGUAGCCUGUUACCUGCAUGAUGGUCCAGAUAGUUACUCUGUCCGUCGCCACCGUGAGCGUCUGAACGACUAUAUGUGGGUGAAAAACGAGGGUAUGCUGGCCAAUGGCACCAACGGAGUGCAAAUCUGGGAUACUGCCUUCAUAACGCAGGCCAUUGUCGUGGCCGGGUUUGCAGAUGAUCCGAAAUGGAGACCGAUGCUUACCAAGGCCCUGGAAUUCUUCGAAGAUCAUCAGAUUCGCGAGAACGUCCCAGAUCAGGAUAAGUGUUACCGCCAGCACCGUAAGGGCGCCUGGCCAUUCAGCACAAAGACUCAGGGAUACGUAGUCACCGACUGCACGGCGGAAGGGCUGAGGUCUACAAUUCAGCUUCAGGAAAUGCACGGCUAUGAGAAGAUCAUCUCCGCUGAACGUUUGAAGGACGCCGUUGACUGCCUGUUGCUCAUGCAGAAUCCGUCUGGAGGCUUCAGUGAAUACGAAAACGCGCGUGGUUCAGAGAAGCUGGAGAUGUUGAAUGCUGCCGAGGUUUUUGGUGGUAUCAUGGUUAGCCAUGACUACCCCGAAUGCACAACUGCCACUGUGACGGCUCUGUCCUUGUUCAGCCAGUUCUACCCAGAUUAUCGCGCUGACGAGAUCAGGGCCGUGAAGGAAAAGGCCGUGAAGUUUAUCAAACGCGUGCAGAGAGCUGAUGGUAGCUGGUACGGAUCGUGGGGCAUUUGCUUCACUUAUGCUGCCAUGUUCGCCCUCGAGAGUCUCACCAGCAUUGGAGAGACGUACGCUACUAGCGACUAUUCGCGUCGUGGUUGCGAGUUUCUGCUGUCGAAGCAGAAGGAGGACGGAGGUUGGGGCGAAUCCUAUCUUAGUUCUGAGAGGCACGUUUACGUUCAGCACCAGACCUCUCAGGUCGUGCAGACUGCCUGGGCCUGUCUUGCUCUCAUGGAGGCCGAGUACCCCAACCCAGAGCCCAUCCGCAGAGGUAUCAAAUUGAUAAUGUCGCGACAGCAGAUGAAUGGUGAAUGGCUGCAGGAGGCUAUCGAAGGUGUUUUUAACCAGUCUUGCAUGAUUUCAUACCCGAAUUACAAGUUGUACUGGCCCAUCAGAGCCUUGGGUCUUUAUGCCAAGACAUUUGGCAAUGAAAGCAUCUGACCGAAAAUGUUGCCGGUUUGAUAUGAAAAGUCUCUGCUUUCCUACACUAUUGCCCCUCUCAUGUCUAUGGGGAGAUGUAACAAUAGCUCUUUAUUAAUUUCUAAUAUGUUCAUAACGAGAUCUUCCAUCUGGAAUCUUUUUUCCCCAGAGUUUCUUCUAUUCAACUACUAGUGUCUUGUUAGUGAUAUCUCUUAAGCAUAUUAUCUGCUAAUGAUAACUAGGAUACUACGGGACGUCUAUAACUGCUCAAUUACUGACAAUCUCUCUCAAUUAUUAUGGCCCAAUAUUUAUUGUUUGAUGGCUCUAUCGAUAAGA